Messenger RNA from Thecamonas trahens ATCC 50062, 1353 nucleotides. RefSeq names its product WD repeat-containing protein 55. The transcript has a single exon. Gene Ontology annotation, molecular function: protein binding. The record is from RefSeq and is a predicted model, not a curated record. Bases 1 to 1353 code for a protein of 450 amino acids. NCBI's taxonomy places the organism in Eukaryota, Apusomonadida, Apusomonadidae.
AUGGCAACUUACACGACGCCCGGAGCCAUUGAGCUGCCUGCGCUGGGCAUGAACCUCCACUUCCACCCGUCCAACUAUGUCCUGGCCGCCGGGUGUGUCGACGGAGCGCUCAACAUGUACUCGCUGAGUGAGACGGCCGAGGCCAAGCUGAUGUACACUGUGCCGUACAGCGAUGGCAGCAGCAGUAGUGCUGUUGGGCAAAAGGCUGGUUCGACUUUUUCGGCUAUUUCGGCUCGGGCCAUCAAAUCGUUGCGGGCAGCCGCGUUUUCACCCUCGGGCAAUGCGAUUUUUCUGGGCCAUGCAUCGGGCACCCUCAAGGCGGUGGAUGUGGAGACGGGCAAGGGUGUGUGGACCAUUCCCAACGCGACUCAGCCAUCGUUGGCGCGUCGGUGGAGAAAGGCUGCGGGCGCUGCGGCAGAGACAGCGAGGGCGUUGGCGAGCGACUCGGCGGCGGCGGCGGCGUUGGCGGCAGAGGCUGCGCGCGGGCCAGACGAGUCGGUGGCAGGCGCGCUGGCAGCGAUUCGGCGGUCGGGCAAGAAGGGCGGGAAGAAGAAGAAGGGCGGGAUGGCGUCGCGCGGUUUCGACUUUUACCUCGGCGGCGAGGGACAGGACGGCGGCGAGGAGGAUGACGACGAGUUUGGUGGCGACGUGGCGACGCCGAUCAACGCGCUGCUUGCGCUGGGCGAGUUUGGGCUGGCUUCGGGUGACGACACAGGAACGAUCCGGAUCUGGGACGUCCGUGCGCCCAACUAUGUGCGGACGUCUGAUAUGCACGAGGACUAUGUGACCUCGUUUACGUCGCUCAACGACGGGUCGAUGCUGAUCUCGUCAGGCGGCGACGGGCGGAUCGGGGCGUUUGACCUUGCGGGCAACCGGCCGCUCUCGCAGUCUGAGCCGCUCGACGACGAGAUUGUGAGCGUGACAGCGCUGGCGGACGGGUCCAAGGUUGUGGCCGGGGUGCAGACCGGUGAGCUCCAUGUGUUUGAGGCCGGUUACCUCGGGGCGCCGCUCGACGAGUACGCCGCGCUCGGCUCGAUCGAGGCCAUGGUCAAGAUCUCCGAGGGUGGGGUGGCGCUGGCGGCCGCUGAUGGCUCGGUCCGUGUCUUCUCGGUCCAUCCCAACAAGCUCGUCGACGUGGUCUCGGAGCACGACGUUGAGGUCUCGGCCAUGGCGGUCUCGGGCGAUGGCCUCCUCUUGGCGUCGACUGGUCACGACACGGUCAUCCGCUUCACCAACCUCACCACCGUCCACGACAAGAUCUUCCAGGCCCACUCGCAUGAGCGGAUGCCGCGUCGGAAUGUGGUUCUGCAGUCGACCUCCGAGAAGCCCAACUCGUUCUUUGACGAUCUCUAA